This is a messenger RNA of Musa acuminata AAA Group (dessert banana), 5093 nucleotides long. Its product is annotated as putative disease resistance RPP13-like protein 1. Lineage: Eukaryota; Viridiplantae; Streptophyta; Magnoliopsida; Zingiberales; Musaceae. The record is from RefSeq and is a predicted model, not a curated record. Gene Ontology annotation, biological process: defense response to other organism. Bases 1 to 4881 code for a protein of 1626 amino acids. Gene Ontology annotation, molecular function: ADP binding. The transcript has 2 exons.
AUGUGGCCGUGCUGUGUGAGAGUGUUGUGGGUGGCGUUUGACGACGCUCCUCAUGUACGUAGCAAUAGGAGCCUCCGAAUUGAUGCUGCCAACCUCGCUUUCGAAGAAGACUUCUUCUUGAGGAGGAGAAGUCCUUGCCGCUGCAAAUAUCCAUCUACUCUGAGAAUCGUCUGCCCUUUGUGCUCGGAGAAGAAGGAUCAGCCCUGCACUGCGAUGUCGUGGAUACUAGCAGGCUUGGGAUCGCUCGGAGAGGCUUUCAUCGGGAGCUUGAUAGAAAAGAUCAGCGACGAUGCGAUCCCGAGGUUGUCGGAGGUGUUCGGAGUCGGAGCUAAGCCCGGAGACGGAACUGACCUCCUCAAGCUGAAGACUACUCUUACCGGGACUAAGCACAUCAUCGGUAGAGUCGAGAACAUGUGGAUUAAAGACGAAGACACGAAAAAGCAAUUGAAGGAAUUGGUGAUGGAACUGAAGGACACUGCUUAUGACGCUGAGGACUUGCUUGACGAGAUCCAGUUCCGGGUUCUGAAGAAACAGAUGGAGCAACAAGGAGCUCAGGGUGAUGAGGCAAGCAACCAAUCAUCUUCUUCUUCUUCUGGUCUCUUUCCUUGGAAAAAGAUGAAAAUUUCGGUUCCUAAAUUUACCAGUCGCUUCUUCGGUAGAGAAGAUGAUGUGAAUAGAGUGAGGGAAAAUCAGAUGAAGUUAGAUAAAAUCACUACUUGCAUCGAGGAUCUCAUUACUACAUUAGAUGCUGAUGAGAGACAGAUGAUAACGUCAGUAGUGUCCCGAACCACCACUUCCUUUCCGAUAGAAACUCAAGUAUUCGGACGAGAGGAACAGCUGAAUCACCUUCUGGGACUGUUGGUGCAAUCUGCCGACGGAUCCGGAUCUAGCGACAGUGGCAUCUCUACCUUAACUAUUGUUGGGAUCGGAGGGGUCGGAAAGACUACUCUUGCUCAGCAAGCCUACAACCACGAGAGGGUGAAGGACUAUUUUCAGCAUGAGGUCUGGGUCUGUGUAUCAGACAACUUCAACGUGGAAAGGCUAACCAAAGAGAUCAUAGAAUCCAUAACCGAGAAUAAGUGUGAUCUCAGCAACCUUGAUACACUUCAAGUGGUUCUCAAGAAGAACUUGACCUCAAAAAGGUUCCUGCUUGUCCUCGACGAUGUGUGGAACGAGGACAGCCUGAAAUGGGGAAGAUUUUGUGCACCGUUGAGGUACGGAGAACCAGGAAGCAAGAUUUUGAUUACAACUCGCUCUAAAAUGAUUGCAGAAAUGGUUGGCAAUCCGAUCCCUCUAGGAGGUCUGGAUGAAACCAGCUAUUGGAAAUUGUUCAAAAAAUGUGCAUUUGGUUCCGAAGACGAAGGUGAAUUUCCACAGCUAGAAGCCAUAGCAAAGAAGAUCGCUGGCAGGUUGAAGGGGUUGCCACUUGCGGCAAAGACGGUAGGCGGGUUGUUGAAGGCGCAGUUGACUGAGAAGCACUGGAGAAACAUCGCAGGGAGUGAAAUAUGGCAACUUCUGCAAGACGAAGAAGGUGUGCUGCCAGUCCUACAACUGAGCUAUCGAUGUCUUCCCCCACACCUUAAGCGGUGCUUUAUUUUGUUUUCCCUGUUCCCCGAAGAUUGUCGAUUUUAUGAACCAGACUUGAUUCGGCUUUGGAUGGCAGAAGGCUACGUUGCUCAAGACAAUAUGACGCCCGAGGCUGUAGGAAGUGGUUACUUCCGUGAGUUAGUGAACAGGUCUUUCUUUCAGGAAGCUCAUUGGGGAUCGGCAUAUGUGAUGCAUGAUCUCAUACACGAUCUUGCUCAAUUUAUUUCAGAGGGAGAGUUUUGCAGGAUCGAUGAUGAUGAGUCGAAAGAGAUCCCUAAUACGAUUCGUCAUCUGUCAGCAACAUUAACCGAUAAAACUAAGUUAAUAGAGUUCCCCUGUUAUGAGAAAUUACGGACCCUCAUGAUCAAUUAUAAAAGUCAUUGGUAUGGCAUUGGAGUCGAGGGCUCUUUGUUCCUUCGGUUUGAAAGAUUAAAAAACAUUCGAGUGUUGAUAUUACAGAGGUGUGGCUUGCGGGAGUUGCCUGAGACAAUUGGUGGCUCGAUACACCUCCGCUAUCUUGACAUAUCCCACAACUUCUACUUUAGGAGGCUGCCGGAGUCGUUAUGUGGUCUUUACAAUUUGCGAGUACUGGAUCUGUGGGGCUGUGAACUACAGGGUUUCCCGCACGGCAUGAGUAAGUUGAUCAACUUGAUGCAUCUUAAUGCAGAAGACAAAAUAAUUUCCGAGAUAAAUGAUGUUGGGAAGCUGACUUCUCUUCAAGGACUGUGUUCAUUUAAAGUACUCAAGGAUAAGGGACACGAGGUUGCCCAAUUAGGCGGUCUGAAAUAUCUUCACGGAGAACUUCGAAUUACCAGCCUUGAGAACGUUGAGAGUAAACAAGAAGCAAACAAGGCUAAUCUGAACAACAAACAGUACCUUGGUGCACUGGCCUUAGAAUGGACAUCUGAUGAUGGCUCCAGUUUGGACGGCAAUGAAUUAGUUGUGUCGGAGGAGGUACUUGAAGGUCUCCAACCACAUCAGGCUCUCAAACGUUUGGCGAUCAGAGGUUACAAUGGAGUCAGAUCACCCAGUUGGCUGCAGGCACAAUUGUUAGCGAACCUGAUAACUCUUGAAAUAAAAAACUGCAAAGCAUGGGAGGAUCUUUCAUAUAUUGGACAGCUACCGAAUCUCAAAAAACUUUACGUGAAGGGAAUGCCUGCAGUCAAACAAAUAAGUCAUGAAUUAAGUACAGAGAACAAGUUCUUACCUAAUCUAGAAGAGCUUGUGCUGAAGGACAUGAUGGCACUGGAGGAACUCCCGAGCCUUGGACGACUGCCGUGUCUUAAGGAUCUUCGCAUCGAGGGAAUGUCAGCAGUGACGAAGGUAGGCCACGGGUUCUUUGGUUGUAGAGGUCAAGGCAAGUGUUUUCCAUGCUUGGAGGUGCUCAAUUUCAGUUACAUGCCAGCAUGGGCAGAGUGGUCUUGGGCUGAUGGUCGAGAGCUGUUUCCCUGCUUGCGAAAACUUCAAAUUGUACAAUGCCCGAGGCUUAAGAGGAUGCCUCCCCUCCCUCCUUCACUUCAAUCACUGUCAUUAUGUCAAGUCGGGUUGACAGAAGUUUCAAGAUUAUGGGAAGAAAUCGAUAGAAGUAGCAGCGUUAUGACCGUUUCAGAAUUGAAAAUAUAUUGCCUUGAAGAGGUCGAGAUGGUGGACAUCCCAGAAUGUGAGGGACUCCCUUGUCUUGGACAACUGCCGAGUCUCAAGGUUCUUCGCAUCGUGGGAAUGCCAGAAGUGAAGAAGGUAGGCGAUGGAUUCUUUGGUUCUGCAGGCCAAGGCAAGUGUUUUCCUCGCUUGGAGGAGCUCACGUUCAUCGACAUGCCACAAUGGGAGGAGUGGUCUUGGGCUGAUGGCCGACAGAUGUUUCCCUGCUUGCGAAAACUUCAAAUUGUACAAUGCCCGUGGCUUAAGAGGACGCCUCCCCUCCCUGCUUCACUUCAAUUACUGUCGUUAUGUCAAGUCGGGUUGACAGAAGUUCCAAGAUUAUUGGAAGAAAUCGAUGGAAGUAGCAUCGGUAUGACUGUUUCAGAAUUGAAAAUAUAUAGUCUUCAAGUGGUUGAGCUGGAGGACAUCCCAGAAUGUGAGGAACUCCCUUGUCUUGGACAACUGCCGAGUCUCGAGGUUCUUCGCAUCGAGAGAAUGCCAGCAAUGAAGAAGGUGGGCGAUGGAUUCUUCGGUUCUAGAGACCAAGGCAAGUGUUUUCCUAGCUUGGAGGAGCUCACGUUCAGGGAUAUGCCAGAAUGGGAAGAGUGGUCUUGGGCUGAUGACCGACAGCUGUUUCCUUGCUUGCGAGAACUUGAAAUUAUACAGUGCCCGCGGCUUAAGAGGUUGCCUCCCCUCCCUCCUCCACUUGAAACAUUAGAAAUAGAUGAAGUCGGAUUGACAGAACUGCCAGGGUUAUGGGAAGGAAUCCAUGGAGGCGGCAAUUGCAUAACUGCUUCUCUUUCAACAUUGAGAAUACGUAAAUGUCCAAAUCUAAGAAAUCUGGAAGAAGGGUUGCUAUCGCACAGCUUACCAAAUAUCCGUGACAUUGAGAUAACGGAAUGUGCGGAACUCGUUAGGCUGCCGGUGAAGGAGUUUAAAGAACUCACCUCCCUUGCGAAAUUGUCAAUCCGCAGUUGCCCGAAGCUCUUGAGCAUGACGCGAGAUGGGGACAAUGACAUCCUCCUUCCACCCUCAAUCAAGGAACUAGUUCUGUCUGACUGUGGGAAUCUGGGAAAAUUGCUACCGGGCUGCCUGCACAACCUGACCUCACUCACUCGAUUGGAAAUAGGCGACUGCCGGUGCAUAGAGUCUCUUCCAGCAACGUCGCUGCUUCACCUGAAACGGCUUAAAUAUCUGAAAUUUUGGAAAUGUGGUGAGCUGAGAUCAAAAGACGAGUUGUUGCUGAACGAAGGGAAUGAGCAAGUGGAGGGUUCGUCGGUAACUGAAUUAUGCAUCGACGACACAGCCCUGUUCAAACUAUCGCUCUUAAGAAGGAUACUUCCAUCCGUCCGUGUUCUCACAAUCUCAAACUUUCCUCGAGCGACGAUGUCUGAUGAGGAGGAGCAGUUGUUGCGAAGCCUCACAGCUCUCAGAUCGCUAGAAUUCUUCAAUUGCGAGAAUCUACAAUCGCUACCGAGAGAGUUGCAUGCCCUUUCCUCCCUCCGGCUUUUAAAAAUAAUUAGAUGUCCGAAGAUUCAGGUGCUACCUGAGAAGGGGCUACCGACGUCCCUCACGAAUCUAAUUUUCAGUUAUUGCCAUCGGAUGCUGAGGGAGCAGCUGGAAAAGCACUUGGCCGAGAUGAAGAGCUCGGGUUGAUUUUUGGCUGUUGAUCCAUUGGAGAUACGUGAAGAUAAAAGGAGUUGGUCUGGAUAUCAUUUGAAGAACUAUUUAAGAGGAUUGUACCUUUAGAUUACUUUUUAAAUGUGCUAUUUGGAUUUGAAUGUUAUGAACUUUUAAGGAGUUAUUGAAUUUAUUGUAGAAUGUAGAAACUAUUUAAAAUUAGAUAUUUUGGUAUGGUAUGUCGUCAA